GUAUAGAAUUCCAUUGUAUGAAUAUACCAUGAUUUUAUCCGUUUUCCUGCUGAUGGAUUUUGAGGUUGUUUCUGGGUUUUGACUCUAAAAACAAUCCUGCAAUAAACAUCUUUGUACUUGUAUGCUUUGUGCACACAUUUGGAAGUUUCUCGAGAAGAUACACCUAGUAGUGGAUUUGUUGGAUAGUAGGAUAUAUGCAUCUUCAACGUAACCAGAUAUCACAGAAGCUCUCAAAGUGGUUGCGCUAAUUUUCACUCUCACUGGUAUUGAGUGGACACCCAUUUCCUCACACCCUUGCUAACGCCUGACUUACAUUUUUGCCUUCUCUUUACUGACCAGCUUCCUUAUAACUUUAGCUUGCGGCUAAAUUUGCUUGCAGCCACCUUGGCUUCUGCUCUAGCCCUGGAUUCUUCUCUCACAGCUGACUGGCUCAGUCUUUGUCUUAUUUGGGUCUCAUCAGAUUAAUUCCAGUAAACAUUUAUUUUGUACCUAAUGUAUCCGUUCCUAUGGUUGAUGUAAGAUAAUUUCCGUGGAAUGUUAGUUAGAUGUACCUUUCUAGUGGCAGGUGAGGUGAUUUAAUUAAAUACUUUUUUGCAUAUGAUGAAUGGUUUUUUAAAAAUCUUUUUACCUCUUUAAUGUAAUAUUUGAUAUUUUCAAAAUAUAUGUAGCAUAUAUGCAGGUUGUGAAGCAGAACAAUAAAAUGAACACCUAUCAACCCACCACUCAAUCCAAGAGUCAGAAUGAUCAAUCCAAGAAUCAAAAUGACCGAUAUUGAAUGUGCUCACCUCCAGAGUGACUACUAUCCUGAAUUGUGUGUCAUUCCUUGUUUUUUUUUUUAAAUAAUUUUAUCAGAUAUGUAUACAUCUCUCAACAAGGUAUUGUAUGGUUUCUGUUGUUCCUGAAUUUUAAAAAAGGAAUGCUGGAUACAGCUUUCUGGGGCUUGCUUAUUUCACUCAAUGUUAUGUUUCUUAGAGUCACUGAUAUUCAGUAUAGAUGUAAGUCAUUAAUUUUCAUGACUGUGUAAUAUUCCAUGGGUGAAUAAAACACAGUGUAUGCAUUCUUCUGUUGAUGAACAUUUUGGUUGUUUCUAGGUUUUGCUGUUUUGAAAAUUCUUGUACAUAUCUUCUGGUACACAGUUGCAAGAAUUUCUCUACUUUUCACACUGGGGUUUAUGACCUCCAGGGGAGUCAUAAAGAUUUUCUGAGGAGUACUUGGGCAUAAGUGAUAUUAAUGAAGCAAUUUGUAGAUCAUUAAAUUCCAUGUAUACCUUUUCCUAAAAUUGGUAAUGCCUGAAGCCUGUGAUAGAAACUUCCUGGUUCUAUUUUCCCACCUUCCCUUUCACAGUAGCACUUCUGCCUUAAAUUAGGAAGGCAUACUGCUCACCCACAUGGAAUCCUACCAGGGUAAUGUUCCAGUUGAAAAACUGUCCAUGGAAAACAAAAGCAUAACUUAAAAUAUAUGCAGCUGUAGUGUUAGGGAACACCUCUUUUAAUCCAGACACUUUCCAUCUCCUUGAGCUGCGUUUCCAAUAAAAUGUAAUUUUUAUGUUUAAUUAUCAGCAUAUAUACUAGUUAUUUUUUGAUCGCCUUUAUGCUGUAAUAAUUAUGACAUUUUAAACCAACAUGUCAGUUUUAUUUUAAAAUGUCGUGAUACUCUAGAAAUUCAUCCUUUGCAAUUAUUUAAACUUGGGGCUGAAAUUUUUUAGAUGUUUUAAAGUGUGAAGAAUAUGUAAUUUUUAAACAUUUAUUGUGGUUUGUGAGCAAAAAAAAACGUUGAAACACCACUGUGGUAAGCUGUUUGCUAGAGGUGGAAUUGCAGGGUUAUGGGGUAUGAAUGUUCAACAUUACAAAAUGAUACCAAAUUGUUUUCUGGAGUGGUUGUACCAGCUUUUACUUUGGCAAGCAGUUUUGUCAAUUUAUAUACUUUGAUUAGCAGUAUGUAAGAGUUGUAGUUGAUCUAUAUCCUCUGCAACACUUGUUUCUGUUAGACUUCUUAAUGUUUGCCAGCAAAUGGGUGUGAAAUGAUGUGCAUUGUGGUUUUAAUUUGCAUUUCUUGAUUAUUAAUGAGUUUGAGCAUCUUUUCAUUUGUCUGUAAACCAUCUGUUUCUCUUUUGUUCACAAAAAGGAAAUAGAUGGUUCACAAAAAAAUACCUGGUCAUAUCUUUUACCCAUUUUUCUGUUGGGGUUGUCUUUUAAAACUAAUAAACUGGUAACACUGAUCCUUUGUUGAGUAUAUGCAUUGUAAAUAUCUUCUUCUAGUUCCUAGUCUGUCUUUUCACACUUUUGGUGUAUUUUGGUGAACAGAAGUUCUUAAUUUUAAUGACUUUAAUUGGAAACUUUCCCUGCCUUGGGAUUAUAAAUACGUUCUGCUGUGUUUUCCUUUAGAAGUUUUUAAAUGAUGCCUUUCACAUUUAAGUUCAUAAUCCAUCUGGUACUGAUUUUUGUAUGUGGUGUGAGGUAAUGAUCCACAUUCACUUUUCCCCUCACGUGGCUACAGUUGACCUCACUCCGUGUAUUGAAUUGGCCCUCUGUUUACCAGUGAUCUGCUGAACCACCUGUUUUACAUGUUUAGUUUCUAUAUGCACGGGUCUAUUUCUGGCUCUCAUUUCUGUGCCACUUGUCUACCUGUCUGUCUCUAUGUUGAUACCACACUGUCAUGAUUAUUAAUGCUAUAGCUUUACCUGAAAUCUUGAUACUUGACUCUUAGCUGUUCUUAUAAGAAUCAGCUUAUCAUGUGACAUGAAAAACUCUUUGGGAAUAGAUUCAAAUGGUUGAAUUCAGUUUGGGGGAGACUUGAAAUCUUUAAGAUUUUGAGGUAUGUAUUUCCAUUUAUUUAGGUUUUAGGUUUUUAAUGUCUCAAUACAGUUUUGUAAAUUUUUCCUUACGAAUCUGACACUUAAAAUUUUGAUUCCAAUGUUUCUAGUUUUAUUGCUGUUACAAAUGAUGCUUUUUAGAUUCUAUUUUCUGUUUAUUGUUAAUAGAAAUUUAAUGGAUUUUUUUUCGUAUGGAGCUUUCAAUUUUUUUUUAAGAACUUUUAUUGAGUUACGGUUAACAGGCAAUAAACUGCAUAUAUUUAGAGUGUACGAUUUGGUAUCCCAGUCUCCCAAUUCAUUCCCCCCAACCCUCCCUGCUUUCCCCACUUGGUGUCCAUAUGUUUGUUCUCUACAUCUGUGUCUCUAUUUCUGCCUUGUAACCUGGUUGAUUUGUACCAUUUUACAUUGACCUUCAGUCAUCCACUUGAUAAACUCUUAUUCUGAUAUAUUUUCUGUAAUUCUUUUGGGUUUUGUAUGUGGAUAAUUAUAUCACUUGCAAAUAGUGACACUUUUGGUUCUCCUUUUCAGUUAUUUUCCCUUAAUUUUUUUUUCUUGUCGGUUUGCUGGCACACUUUUAGAUCUAUGUUCAGUGGAUGUGCUCAUGGUUAUUCGUUAGAAGUGACUAUAGAGAGCAUACGUAUGAUUAUAGUGAGUACGUCUUGUUUCUGAUUUUAAAGGAAAUGUUUCCUCCUUAAAAAUGUUUGUUAUGAGUUUCUGUAGAUACUCUUUAUUAAGUUAGGAGAAUCCUUGUUUGCGGUUUUGUCAGUUGCUUUUCUGCAUCUGUUGAUAGUAUCUUGUGUUUUUUUCCCUUUAAUCUGUUAAGUGUAAUGGAUUCCAAUUUAUACAUUUAGAAAUUCUUCACUCUUUUACGUUCAUUCCUAAGAUAAACACAAAUGGAUCUUGUUGGGUUGUCUUUUUCUGAACUGGAUGGACUUUGCUAGUAUUUAAUUUAGGUUUUUGUGUUUAUGAAUGAAAUCACCUGUUGUUCUGCUUUAUUGAUUAUCUUGUCUGAUUUUGGUGUUCAGGUUACACUGGCUUUAUGCCAGUUAGAGAGCAGUCCCUUUUUUUCUGUUCCCUGGGACAGUUUGGAUUGGAGAGAUUUGUUUCCUGAAAGUUUGGUGGCAUUUACCUCUGAGAUCAUUUGGAUCUAAUAUUUUGUGUGUGGAGGACUAUAAAUUGUUGAUAAUUUAGUAGUAAUUAGCAAUUGAAUAGUAAUAGGACUUGAAGCUUUACAUUUUUUAGUCAGUUUUGGUAAAUUUUAUUUAUUAAAAAAUUAUUUGCAUCAAGUUCAUGGUAUAGUCUGAAUUCUUUUUGUAAUCUUUUAUUUGUAGUUAUGUUCCCUUUUUCUCAUUUUGAAUAUUAUUUAUGUGUGACUAUCUUUCAUUAAUUUUGCCAAAAGUUUGUCUAUUUUAUUAAUCUUGGCAGAGGAUAAAUUUUUGGCCUAAUUUGUUCUAUUAUGUUAUUGUUUUUUAGUUCAUUGAUUUCCUGAUUUCCUUUAUGAUUUCCUUCCUUUUUCUUCUUUGAGUCUUUUCUUUAUUAUUUUUCUAACUUAAAUUGCAUGAUUAACUUCCUAAUUUUCAGCUAUUCCUGUUUCCUACUAUAAGCAUGUAAAGGUAUAUACUUCCUCAGAGUUCCUUUUUGCUUUAUGUAACAUGUUUAGUUUAUGAUAUUUUCAUUAAUUUUUGAAUUUAAGUAUCAUUUAAGUUUCUAUUUUGAUUUUUUCUGAUUUACGUGUUUUAAAGUUUUCUUUAAAAUGUGUGUUAAAAUUUCCAAAUGUUUCUUCAUUAACAUUUUUCCUUCUUGUUGUUCAUUUCUUCAUUGUGUUGUCAGAGAAUGUAGUAUAUAUUUUAUCUUUCCAAAAACAUUUGUUUGCCCUUGCUUUAUGGCCUUCUUCGUAGGGAAUUGUAAUAACUAUUCUGUGUCCUUUGACGAGUAUGUAUUCUUUAGUUGUUAUGUAUCUGUUAGAUCAGGCUUGUAAAUUAUGUUGUUCAGAUUGUCUUUAUUAAUUUUCAGUUGUUUGACCUAUCAUGAGAGAGAUUUGUUGCAGUCUUCUGCAGUUACCUUCUAACAGACUUCCUGUAGUUCUAACAAUUUUUCUUUUUAUGUAUUUUGAGACUAUUUGAUUAGAUACAUGCAAGCUAAACAGUAUUUUCCUAGAAGGUUGAACCUUUUCUGUUAUGCUGUGGUUUUCUCCAUGGCUAAUUUUGUGUUUUGUCUUAGGGUCUGUUUUGUCUGUCCCUCCUUUCUUUUGGUGGGAAUUUACCUAGAAUAACAUUUUCUUCAUUUUCCUGUCACUUUUCUAAUGACCUUAGAUUUUAGGUAUCUCUUAUGAAGAGUAUAUUACUAGGUUUUUCUUUUAGUCCAAAUAAUUUAUGAUUUUUAAUUGGUAUUUUUAGAAGUUAGUUCAAGUUUGUUGGUGGUCAACUCAUUUUUUUAUCUAAAAUUAUUUUUAUUUUACCCUUGUUCUUGAGAGAGAAUUUUGAUGGGUAUAUAGUUCUAGGUUGAUGCUUUAUUUUCUGUUCAUAUGGUAAAGAUAUUAUUCUACAUGCAGAGUUGUCUACUGCCAGUUUUAUUUGUGGUAAUUUGAAGAAAAUAUUUUUCUUCUGGCUGCAUUGGAUUUUCUGUCUUUGGUGUCACAUCUUAAUUUCUAAGUCUAGAUGGUGAUUACUUUUUAUUUAUUCUGUUUUGGACACGUGUUUCCUGAUUCAGAAUUUUGUCUUCAUGAGGUCUAGAAGAUUCUGAGCCCUUUGUUCUUUAAAUGCUUUCUCUCUGGUUUUAUCUAGUUUCUCCUUCCGGAAAUUUAACUGGGAUAUAUGUGUUAGACUGUUUCUAGAUCACUUACUUUUCAUCUUUCAUACUUUUCAUUUCCUUGUAUCUUUGCCAGAACUUAAAGUGCUGGGUAAUUUCAUCAGGCAUAUGUUCUUGUUCGUUAAUUUUCUCUUCAGCUGUGCCUGAUCACCUCUUUGACCCAUCCAUUUUAUUUUUUUUAACAAUUACAUUUUUAACUUCUUAAAGUAUGAUGUGGUUCUUUUUUAGCUAUACCUAGUCAUUUUUUAUAGUCUCAUGUUGCUCAUUUUUUUGAAUCUAUAGAUAUUCUUUAGACUGGCAAUCCCAAUGUCUUAUAUCCUCCAGGGUCUACAUUUAUUGCUUGUUUUUUCUGUUGCCUCCCUUAUGAUGGGCUGUCACCUCCUAUGCUUAGAGAUUUUCAAUUAUGAACUCUUACUUGAUUGCUCUUCCUAUGUGGGAAUCUUGAGAGUCUGAUUUGGGGAGACUUUCCUUCCGAUAAAAUUUGUAUCAGCCUUGGCUGGGAGCUUUAUGUGGGACUACCUUUCAGUUCUCUCACUUUGCUCCUGGCCCAUGGCUCAGUGUCCCAUCCCACUAUUGCUCUUGUCAUCAUGACUUGUUGACUGUCAGGUUUAGUUUCUAGCUAGAGGUUUGUUGCUUUGGGGGAAAAGGGUGGCUUUAAAUGUUCCCUAUUUCUGUGAGCUCCCACAAAAUUUAAAAUACCUAGCAUCCACUUUGUUUUGCAGUCAUGGAGUGCCCCAUUAGUUCAUCAUAACUGAUGGGAUCAGACGUCCUUUACAUUAGUUUUUAAUUUUUGUAGUAUAUUCAUUUUAGUUUGUAUUAUGAAAAAAAUUCUGUCCUACCAAACAUAAGAUUUCUUGGUGAUAACAAAUUUUUUAUUAAAACAAGUUUACAUCUAAGUUAAAAGUUGAGUUACUCUUAAUAAAAAUAUUAAAUAGGUAACAGUACAGUUGGCGAGUGGACUUGGCAAAGUUUUCUACUUUGGGGUAUGUGAAUUAAAAAUUUGGGAAACACUGAGAUAGGAAAUCAAGAUGAGUAGGGCACAGUGUAUCCUCUGGACCCAUAGUGAAUCUGCAGAGAGAAACCUGUAAUGACCAAACAGUGAGAAAAUUGCUGUCAAAAAGAUAUGGGCAGGGUGCUCAGGGCUUACAGAGAAGAGGUGCAAAAAGAAACUUGGUGGUGAGAAGUUCAGGAAAUGCUUCCUGGAAUCAAGUAUUAAGGACUGGUAGGCAUUCUGGUUGCAGAAUAAGGUUUGUUUAGAAGUGACAGGCUGCUGAGUAUGACUGGCUUCUACGUUGUGUGCCAUGGAGUGACUAGAAAAAUGCAGGAAUAGGAUCACUAAAGGCCUUCCGUGCUAUGGUAGGGAGUUUGAACUUUAUUUUGAAGAUGAAGAGAAGCUACUGAAGUAUUUUAAGCAGUAAAAUAUUAUGAUCAGAGUUUUAGGGGAUGCCAAGGUUGAAGGCAGGUCACCAGUUAGGAGACUGCUUAUUUAAGUAGUUCAGAGUAGAAAAGAUGGAGCUACAACCGAGGCAGUGGCACUGGGCAUGAAGAGGUAUAUAUGUGCUAAUUUUGGAUUUUUUAGAGGAGUGGAAAUGAUAGGACUUUGUGGUCAGUUUGGUUAGGAAUGUUGAAGGAAACUGGGGAGUCUAGAUUGACCUCCAGAUUUCUGGUUGGGGAACCAGGUGGCUUACAGAACAAUUAACUGGUAACAUACAGAAAGAGGAAAGAACUUGGUUUCAUUUGUUCUUGAGGGAAAAGAUGUUUGUUUUCGAACUUACUAAUUCUGAGAGGCUUGUGGGACAUCUUGGUUAAGAUCCAGUAGCAGUUGACAGGAUCUAGAAGUCAUGAGAUGCAACCUAGCCUGGAGAGAUUUGAGAGCCUUAAGCACUUGGACAUUUCAGCCAUGGUUUGCUGCAGUGAGUAUGAGAUAAAGUGGUACAUAGAUAAAAAAAUUUUAAUAGGAAUUUACUCUAACAUGUCUGAAAAACAUAAACUGUACUUCAAACCUAUUAUAUCAUGGAUAUUAUCACUUAGGCCAAGUGAGCCCAAUAAAAGAGAAAUAUUAAGUAAAUAAAAUACAUGUGAUCUGUGGAAAUGGCAAAAAUUGUGGUGAAGAUAUGCAAAUGAUGGAAGUUCAGAAAGUGCUGUUUUAAGCCGUGGGUGUGGUGGAUAAGGUCACCCAAGGAGAGUAAGCGUGAGAAGAAAAGAGAGUUGACAUUUGGGUGGCGGGGAAUGGAGAAGAAGAGCCCAUGGAGACUGAGGAAGAGCAGCCAGAAGAAUAGGAGGAGAACCAGGAGAAGAUGGUCUUUGGAGUCCAAAUGAAGAGUUCUGAGAAGGAGGAAGUGGUCAACAGCGUCAAGGUGGUGCACCAUGGAUGAUUUUGCCCUGGGAAAUUUCACUGUAGCAGAUUAUGCCUUGUUAGAAGAUUGCCCUUAUGUGGAUGAUUGUGUCUUUGCCUCUGAUUUUAUGUCCAAUGAUUAUGUUCGUGUGACGCAACUUUACUGUGACGGAGUGGGUAGACAAUAUAAAGAUUAUACCCAAAGUGAGGGGAACUUAGAAUUUGACAUCUGCACUAUGUGGUGUAGUAAACCUAUUUCUGUCCUGCAAGAUUACUGUGAUGCCAUUAAAAUACACGUCUUCUGGCCACUCCUGUUUCAACGUCAGCACAGUUCUGUAAUAUCACGGUUGCAUCCCUGUGUGGAGGCCAGCAGUUCUCAUGCUUCUGAGAUAAGUUUGAAGAAAUUACAACAUCUUGAGUUGAUGGAAGAUAUUGUGGAUUUGGCAAAGAAGGUUGUGAAUGAUUCAUUCUUUAUUGGAGGCUUAUUGAGAAUUGGUUAUAAAAUAGAAAAUAAAAUCUUGGCCAUGGAAGAAGCUUUGAAUUGGGUGAAAUACACAGGCGAUGUUACAAUUUUACCUAAAUUAGGAGCAGUUGACAAUUGUUGGCCUAUGUUAAGUAUUUUCUUUACUGAAUACAAGUAUCACAUAACUAAAGUUGUAACAGAAAACUGCAAUUUGCUUGAAGAAUUUAAAACUCAAAGUUGUGCGGAGUGUCUAGAGCAAGGAGAACUAAUGAAAAUGAAAGGAAAUGAAGAGUUUUCCAAAGAAAGAUUUGAUAUAGCUAUUAUCUAUUACACCAGAGCCAUUGAAUGUAGACCUGAAAAUCACCUUCUUUAUGGUAACCGAGCUCUCUGUUUUCUUCGCACUGGACAGUUUAGAAAUGCACUUGGUGAUGGAAAGAGAGCUAUUAUUCUGAAGAACAAUUGGACAAAGGGUCAUUAUCGUUAUUGUGCUGCUCUUUCUAUGCUGGGGGAAUAUGACUGGGCCCUGCAAGCAAACAUAAAAGCUCAAAAACUGUGUAAAAAUGACCCUGAGGGAAUCAAGGAUCUAAUUCAGCAGCAUGUAAAGUUACAAAAACAAAUAGAAGACCUGCAAGGUCGAACACCAACUAGGAAUCCAAUUAAAGCCUUCUAUGAAAGCAGGGCCUACAUACCUAGUUUAUCAGCACCUGCAUUUAGUACUUCACUUAACUUUGUGGAGACUGAAAAAAGUUCCAGAAACACUAAUCACGAAAUGGCAAACGGUGGUAAUCAGAAUCCAAAGGUGGUAGAUGAAGCUUUGAAGGUAGAUGAUUGUGACUGUCAUCCUGAAUUUCUACCACCGUCAAGUCAGCCUCCGAAAUAUAAAGGAAAACAAAAAUCCCGAAACAAUGAAUUGGAGAAGUUCAGUUCUGGCUCACAAGGGAGUUUACCAGUAGAUUUGAAAAACAUCUUGGAGAAACAGUUUUCUAAAUCUUCCAGAGCUGCACACCAGGAUUUUGCUAAUAUAAUGAAAAUGCUGAGAAGCUUAAUCCAGGAUGGCUACACGGCUUUGUUGGAGCAGCGCUGCCGCAGUGCUGCGCAGGCCUUCACAGAGUUGCUCAACGGUUUAGAUCCUCAAAAAAUAAAGCAAUUGAACCUGGCCAUGAUUAACUACGUCUUAGUAGUCUACGGACUUGCCAUUUCACUCCUUGGAAUAGGACAGCCUGAGGAAUUAUCUGAAGCAGAAAACCAGUUUAAGAGGAUGAUUGAACACUACCCCAAUGAGGGACUUGAUUGCUUGGCCUACUGUGGAAUUGGAAAAGUGUAUCUGAAAAAAAACAGAUUUCUAGAAGCUCUUAAUCAUUUCGAGAAAGCAAGAACCUUGAUCUGUCGUCUUCCUGGAGUGUUAACUUGGCCCACAAGUAAUGUGGUUAUUGAAGAGACUCAGCCAGGGAAGAUAAAGAUGCUGUUAGAGAAAUUUAUUGAAGAAUGCAGGUUCCCUCCAGUGCCAGAUGCCAUUUGUUGCUAUCAGAAGUGCCGUGGAUAUUCCAAAAUCCAGAUAUAUAUAACUGAUCCAGACUUUAAGGGUUUUAUAAGAAUCAGCUGUUGCCAGUACUGUAAAAUAGAAUUUCACAUGAACUGUUGGAAGAAGUUAAAAACAACAACCUUUAAUGAUAAAAUUGACAAGGAUUUUCUACAAGGAAUUUGUCUUACUCCUGACUGUGAAGGAAUCAUUUCAAAGAUUAUCAUCUUCAGCAGCGGUGGUCAGGUUAAAUGUGAAUUUGAACACAAGGUCAUUAAAGAAAAGAUUCCUCCAAGACCUAUUCUGAAACAGAAAUGUUCUAGCCUAGAGAAGUUAAGGCUGAAAGAAGACAAAAAAUUGAAGCGAAAGAUCCAGAAAAAGGAAGCAAAAAAAUUAGCACAAGAAAGAUUGGAAGAGGACCUAAGGGAAAGUAAUCCACCUAAAACUGAGGAGCAGAAAGAAACUGUAGACACUGUUCAGAGUUGCCAGUUCCUUGAUGACAGAAUUCUGCAGUGCAUAAAGCAGUAUGCUGACAAGAUUAAGUCCGGGAUACUGAAUACCUCCACGCUUCUCAAAGAGUUGCUUUCUUGGAAGGUUUUAACCACAGAAGACUACACAACCUGCUUUUCUAGCAGAAAUUUUCUGAAUGAAGCAGUGGACUAUGUCAUUCGUCAUUUGAUUCAAGAAAAGAAUAGAGUAAAGACAAGGGUGUUUCUGCAUGUUUUGAGUGAGCUUCAGGAAGUGGAGCCAAAACUAGCCACCUGGAUCCAGAAACUUAAUAGCUUUGGCUUAGAUGCCACAGGACCUUUUUUUUCUCGUUAUGGGGCCGCUCUUAAGGAGCUUGAUUUUAGCAUCAUGACUUUUCUCUGGAAUGAGAAGUACAGUCAUAAACUAGGCUCUAUAGAAGGAAAGCAGCUUGAUUAUUUCUAUGAGCCAGCAUCAUUGAAGGAAGCACGAUGUUUAAUAUGGCUGCUGGAAGAACACAGAGACAAGUUCCCAUCACUGCAUAAUGCUUUGGACGAAUUCUUUGAUAUAAUGGACAGCCGCUGCACUGUAUUGAGGAAACAGGACAGUGGUGAUGUGCCAUUUAAUUCUACCAAGAUGAAAAACAAAGGCAAGAAAAAGAAGCCAAAAGAUUCAAAGCCAAUGUUAGUCGGGUCUGGAACAACUUCAGUUGCACCAAAUAAUGAGACUACCACUUCAGGUGAAGACCAUAACAAACGCAAUUCAAAUUCUGCGGGCCCAUUUGUAGUACCUGACCACCUUCGGCAAGAUGUUGAAGAAUUUGAAGCUCUGUAUGAACAGCAUAGUAAUGAAUAUGUUGUCCGUAAUAAGAAGCUGUGGGACAUUAACCCAAAACAAAAGUGCUCAACUCUAUAUGAUUAUUUCUCUCAGUUGUUGGAGGAACAUGGUCCCUUGGAGAUGAGUAACAAGAUGUUUUCUGAAGAAUAUGAGUUCUUUCCAGAAGAAACUCGACAGAUACUAGAAAAAGCAGGAGGUUUGAAAUCUUUUCUCCUGGGAUGUCCUCGUUUUGUUGUGAUUGAUAACUGUAUUGCAUUGAAGAAAGUUGCAUUACGGCUCAAGAAGAAGAGAAAGAAGAAAAACAUUAAGACAAAAGUAGAAGAAAUUUCGAAAACUGGAGAGUAUUUACGAGUUAAACUACCGCUGAAUCCAGCUGCUAGGGAAUUUAAGCCAGACGUACAAUCCAAACCAGUGUCUGACUUGCCUUCAGCACCAGCUUCUGAGGAUGCAAAGCCCCAACCUGCAUCUGCUAAUUCUCCCCAGUCUGCUUGUGAAGCUGUGAAGCCAAAACCAGUUUCCGAUAAUUCUUCCAGAUCAGUUUCUGAGGAUGAGACGCCCAAAGGGGUGUCCUCUGAUUCUCCCAAACCAGUCUCUGAGGAGACAAGUCACAAGCAAGUCUCCUGUAAUUCUCCCAAACCAGUUCCUGAGGAUGUGAAACCAACCUAUUGGACUCAACCCCAGUUGGUCACAGGAUACUGUACAUAUCUUCCCUUUCGGGGAUUUGACAUUACCCAGACACCACCAGCAUUUAUAAAUGUGUUACCGACUUUGCCCCAGUACAGCAUUUACACACCUCUGGCCGGCGUUUCUUCUGAAUAUCAGCUGCAGAGAUCAAUACCAGUGGUGCCGUCUUUUGUAGCCAGUGACGUAACAGAAGUGCAUUUUGAUGGUCAGCAUUUCAGUGCUGAGAAUGCCCCUGGUCACCAGAUUGCCUCUGAAACACAGAGCCUUCAGGAGUCUUUGGAAAUACCAGUAAAGUCACAGUGCAUCACGGAUGGUGCUGAUACAGCCCAGAGUGAGUCUGACAGAAAUGAUGGCCGCUGCGAAAAUUUUGCCCACUGGGAAGUAAAUCUAGAACGCACCGAUGAAGGAACAAAUAUUGCACGAACACAAGUGGUUGCCAUACAGGUGUCUUGGAAUAUAACACAUCAAGAGGUCAAUACUGAGCCGUAUGAUCCCUUUGAGGCACAACAGGGGGGUAUUUCACAGAUUGAAAAGGAGUACCAAGUUCUACAAGAGCAGCUUAAGGAAGCAUGUGAAAAUUAUGAGCAGAGAAAUAUCAAGGGCUCAGAAGAAACCAAGGACUUAGAAGGAAAGUUGAAAAGGAACAUAGAAGAAAACAAGAUCUCAAAGACAGAAUUAGAUUGGUUCGUCGAAGAUUUGGAAAAGGAAAUUAAAAAAUGGGAACAGGAGAAAAAAGAAAUCCAAGAAAGACUAAAAGCACUGAAGAAGAAAAUGAAAAAGGUUUUAAAUGGCACUGAAAUGUAUACCCAGGAAAAUGAUGGAAAGGAAAAGGAACUUGAAUUACUUCUGGAUCAGUCCCUUGAAAUCAGUAAUACAUUUACGAGUGAGAAAAUGAAAAUAGAAGAGUGUAUAACAAAAGGGAAAGAGCAUUAUGAAGAGAGUCUUCAAAGGGCUGUGGAUGCAGAGGUAUCUGUGCUUGAAAACUGGAAGGAGGAGGAAGUAUAUAAGUUACAGACCAUGGAGUCACGAGCCGAAGGGUUUCUUAAGAACCUGAAGCUAAUGAGCAGUGAUUCUGCAGCAUAUCCUGACAUGGAAUCUGACGUAUAUUUAUGGGAAUCAUUUCUUUCUAAUGUUAGAGAAGAAAUUGAGAAAGCAAAGUCUCAGUUUGACGAACAAAUUCAAGCAAUUAAAAAUGGUUCUCAGCUCAGUGAACUUUCUAAAGUGCAGAUUUCUGAGCUUUCGUUUCCUGCCUGUAAUGCGAUCCAGCCUAAGUUACUUCCUGAAUCUUCAGGCCAUGAUGAUCAGCAUCCCUCCACUUCUACAAGUCACGGGGCUGGAGACCAAGCAGCAGUUCCCGAGGGGUCGAUUCUGGUAGCUGCCACUGAUGGCCCAGGGGAGUUGCCCUCCCUCGAGCCGGAAGCUACCCGGCUGCCAGAGUGUGAGAGCGCUGGCCAGGCAGCGUGGUCAGAACCAAGCCCGGUGGCUGGUCAGAGGUUACCUGUUGCUCCAGGAUGUGCCACCCGCUCAAGCCAGUCUCCAAAGAAGCCUUUCAAUAGUAUUAUCGAGCAUCUGUCAGUGGUGUUCCCGUGUUACAGCAGCACCGAGCUUGCUGGUUUUAUUAAAAAAGUGAGAAACAAAAACAAGAACUCACUAUCUGGAUUCAGCAUUGACGAAAUUGUCCAGAGAGUGACAGAACACAUUCUAGAUGAAGAGAAAAAGAAAAAGCCAAGUCCAGGAAAGGACAAGAGGCCACCUGAGCCCAGCUCUGCUGCUUCUGUGACCAGGGCCACCCAGGGCCCACUCGCCGUGGUUGUCGGAUCAUCACCCAAAACCAAGGGGCAGAAGACAGAGGAUGUGCCUGUGUCUGGUGCAAAUUCCUGUGAAAUAUGCCGAGAAGUAUUCAAAUCCAAAAAUGUGCGUGUGCUGAAAUGUGGGCACAAGUUUCACAAAGGGUGCUUCAAGCAAUGGCUUAAGGGGCAGAGCACUUGUCCAGCCUGCCUGGAUCGAGAUCUCCUGUCAGAAGAGUAGCCUGCCCUUUGGAAGAGGCCUGCCUGCGAUUCUAGGUAGUUACUAAAGAGUGUAUACUGUUUGUUGAGUUGGAAGAAGGAGAGUAUACUACCUUUGGUAUGAGGCAACAUCAGAGAUUCUUUGCACUGUGUGUCACAGUGCUAGUAAAUGGAAAUCUUUACUGUAGUUGAGAGUAAGUAAUUUCCCAAGUCUGACUAGACACUUUAACAAUCGCCAAAUGGUGGCUGAUAACAGUUCUGGGUAACCACAUCCUUACGUUAUUGGGGCUGCUGCAGAGCGCUCUCUGAGAUGGAAGGAAAAUAACAGUGAGUGCCUCAAAGCAGAACUUGAAUUAUAAGUAUCCUUGACCUUUUACAGCGCCCUAUGUUAAAGGUUUUUGACAUCAGUAUUCCUGAACAAAUGCCUACAUUUUUCCUCAGAGAUUCUGCAUUUAAAUAAAUGGGCUUAAGCAAACCACAUUUUAAUAGGUUGUAGUUAAUGUUAAAAUAUUGGCUGAUUUAGACCAAAAAAUUCAAAUCUCUUCAUGUGAUUUUGAUUUAUUUCAUUAUUUUAUUUUGCCCCAGUAGAUUUGUAGGUGCUUGUCUUUCAUCUUUUAAAGACAUAAUGAUUUUUGAAAAUCAAUUGCAAAACAUUAGCAUCAGCCAAGACUUUUUUUUUUUUUUAACCCCUGUAAUCGAGGCUACAUAUUCAUCCUCCCAACCCCCAUUUGGAACUUACUCUUUGAAUACCUUACUGUCCUCAUUAGUGACGUUUGCCUUCUUUAUGACUUACACAACAAGUGUCUGUGUAUCUCUGUGUAGCACACAGUUGGCACUUUCCUUAUCCCACCAUCAAAAAGAGACACUUGUGUAAUUAGACAAUCCUGAGGUGUCCCUGUUACAGUCGUUAAGUGUUUGACCUUUGUGUAAAGUAAUGCAUGCACUCUUGUACUGUGACCUGAGAACAAAACUGUUAUUGCAUUAGAAACUAUUAAAAAAUUAGUUAUCAUUAGUGACUUACAGACUGUAGCAAACAUAGAAAUAUGAAUUUUGGACACAUUCCAUUUCUCUCAAGCAGGAAGGAUCAAAAAAUGUUUUUCCGUGCAUUCGUUGUUCCCCUCUAGAAGUUCACAAUCCCAAGUUCAUGAGCUGAUUUGGUUGCCUCCCUCUGCCUUGGUUCUCCAUGAGUUUUGAUGUCUUAGUGACUUAGUGCAUAGAAAUUCAUCCAUAUUUUGAAGCAGGUCCCUAAAACAUUGUCUGCAUGUUCAUAAUAACUGAGGACUUGUAUACAUGGAGAUACAUAGGGACCAGUUUGUGGCAGCAGGUACAAAGGGAAAGAAAAGCAGCGGGAGCGUGAGAGAAUCUGUUUCGUACAUAAUUUUAAGUACUUGUGAACAUGCCUUAAGUGUCCUGUAAGUGUCGAAAUAAAGAGUAUUCUAA
Messenger RNA from Hippopotamus amphibius kiboko, 15369 nucleotides. RefSeq names its product tetratricopeptide repeat domain 3 (gene TTC3). The record is from RefSeq and is a predicted model, not a curated record. Bases 7988 to 13951 code for a protein of 1987 amino acids. Gene Ontology annotation, molecular function: protein binding; ubiquitin-protein transferase activity. Lineage: Eukaryota; Metazoa; Chordata; Mammalia; Artiodactyla; Hippopotamidae. The transcript has 46 exons. Gene Ontology annotation, biological process: ubiquitin-dependent protein catabolic process.